UGUAUUGCCAAGCUUGCACCAUUGCACUGGAUAAGGGAGUGAUUUUAUCACGGGUUGUGGUACCUAAACCAAAACUUACAACAUCAGGGAAAAAGUUAUAAAAAAACCUAAGACCAUCCCAUGAAAUCAGACAAGUCUUUAAAGAGAAAAAUCCACACUAGCUUCAGGUCUCAACCUGUUCAGCUUUUUGGAAACAAUUUUUUGACUCAGUUUCAACCUUUAAUAAGAUGAAGUUCAUGACGAUCUUUCUUGUGAUGUCCCUGGUCGUCCUGAUGGCUGAACCUGGAGAGUGUUUUUUUAAGUCGUUAUGGAAAGGCGCCAAGGCUGCAUUCCAUGCUGUCCGGCAAGGAUUUAAAGGGUACAAAGGCCAACGCGCACAGGAUAAACUGGGAGGGAAUCAACAGGACAUGCAGAACCAGCAAACGCAAGACGCCCCCCCACAAGCAUAUCAGCGCUGAUUCUAUUCAUCUGAAGAUAUAUAAACCUUAAGGAUUCAACUUUUUGCUCUCAUAGUAAUCAAAAAAGGAUUAAAUUAUAAGGCUCCUGGAUUGCUAUCGUUCCAUGAUCUAGAAAAGAGGCAUACCAUAUUUAGUUUUCUGUGAAAAGCAAAAUGCUUUGAUUCCUGAAAAUUCCUUAAUUAAUAAACUUGCAAUUGUA
Messenger RNA from Girardinichthys multiradiatus, 657 nucleotides. RefSeq names its product pleurocidin-like peptide WF3. The record is from RefSeq and is a predicted model, not a curated record. Gene Ontology annotation, biological process: defense response to bacterium. NCBI's taxonomy places the organism in Eukaryota, Metazoa, Chordata, Actinopteri, Cyprinodontiformes, Goodeidae. Bases 228 to 458 code for a protein of 76 amino acids. The transcript is spliced from 4 exons.